GCCGCACCGCACUGCCUUAACCGAUGCGAUGCACUCGCGACACUAGCCAUUCCAAAUUUGAAAUUUGAAAUCGUUUUACUUUUUAUACGGCGCCCGCGCGAGAUUCCCGUGCCUCUACUCUACAUACAUUUCUGUCCGCCCGGCUGUCAGAUUUGCGCGCCAUUUUUUCCGAUUGUGUUUUAUCUGUGCUAGUUUUAUUUCUGUGAAUGCACACCGGUUGAUCUGUAGGUCUGUUCCGGAGGAAACGAAGGAGCACAGGAUGUCCCAAAACUGUAAAUCCACAUAUUCCGCUGCGACCACACGGGAUGCGAACAACAACACCCUGUACCACGGGGGUGCAGUGCAAUAUGGCGGCAGGGGGUACAACCCGCCGAGCAGCAAUGGAAACUAUCAGCAAGUGACGGCGAAAGUAUUGUUCGGCAGCGUGACGGCGAUCAAUGACCUCAAACGGCAGGAGAACAACGAGCGCGAAGUGCGGCGGGCGCACUAGCGACAUCUAUCGAAAGAUGCUGUUGUGAUACGAAAAUAUGGAAGCUAAGGAAGUGAUCUCGGAAUACAGAAUUUUAUUACCGUAUCUAAUAAUGAAGUUAGCUAUAUUUUAUACAAUAUAUUAUAGUUAUUGAUAUACCCAUAUGUCUAUUAUAUGUUAAUGUAUUAUACUGCGUGCGCUGUAGCAUGGUGCGGGUGACAGUUGUUUUUAACAAUUUAAAAAAAUCUUCACUGAUUUCCGAAAAACAGCAAUAUUCAUAACAUUAAUACUAGAUUUAAAGACAAACUUGCUGUCCCCAAGUAUCAUUUAAAAAAAGUCAAUAGGUAUUUUAUGGUAAUAG
Molecule: messenger RNA, 830 nt
Organism: Achroia grisella
Lineage: Eukaryota; Metazoa; Arthropoda; Insecta; Lepidoptera; Pyralidae
Exons: 4
Coding region: 260-490 (76 amino acids)
Source: RefSeq, a predicted model, not a curated record